GGUAUAUGGUUCCAUAACACCAUAGCUCCCCUGCCUUCCUCCCCAGCGGUCGAUCCGAGUGGGGAGAAAAAGGGAGAGGAGAACGAAGAGUGAAUCAAAGAAGCGAAGAGAUAUUUAAAGAAAAAUAAAGGGGUGAAAAUGUAAAAGAGAAUCGAAAAUGACCAUCCAGGGAACUAAAACCCCACUCCCCCAUGGACAAGAAUGAUCGGAGGAUCGCAACCGAGGGGCACUGCCGGGCGAAAGAACAGUAGAGCCCGGCAGCCACGGCGACUUGAGGCAUCCGAUUAUUACAGGUAGGCCAGGGCCAUGGCCAGCGAACCCGCGACGAGGGCAAUGGGCAUGUUGACCGCGCUGAUGGCGCCGCCCGCCGUGUGGAUGGGGGUGGAGGGGCUGGUGCCGGAGGGCAGAGGGGUCGAGGUCCUGACGCUGGAGACAGCGUGGCUGGGAGUCGCGGAGCUGGUGGGGAUCACGGUGGGGGUCGCGGAGCUGGUGGGAGUCACGGAGCUGACGCGCACCAGGGUCCGGGUGAUGGUGGUGAUCUGGGUCGAGGUGAUGGUCUCGUCCGCAGCGAAGGCGGGGGCCGCAGCCAGGAGAACAGCGGAGACGAUAGCGGUGAUCUUCAUGAUUGCGGUCGUAAUCGUGGAUGUCGUUCUUCUUCUCUUGAAAGGUAGAUGGUAGAUAAUUGGGAAUAAGAUGAAACGCGACGGCGAGUCAAGUAUCAGACAGUAGUUUCACAGCGGAUAGGGGCGACAGAGGGAGUGGCAGAUGAAGAGCAGAAGUGGUUUCAGUUGUCAAGUGAUAUAAAUUCAAAGACAGCAGAGAAGGAAGGUCAGUCGCAGACGAGGGUUGGAUAGAAUUAAAAGAGUGUGGGAGGAGAGCGCUGCUCCAAGUGUAACGAACGUAUAGAUGCGAGAUCUGAGAGUGGUGAGAAAAACAAGAGAAAACAAGAGGGCGAGACGCCAGGGAGGUUGCGGCCCCAGGCUAAAUAAGAAGUUUCUCUAGUAGAGAAAGAACUUCCACCAGACCAUCUGGAGUUAGUCUGGUAAUUUCCAACACGAGUUU
Molecule: messenger RNA, 1062 nt
Organism: Aspergillus campestris IBT 28561
Lineage: Eukaryota; Fungi; Ascomycota; Eurotiomycetes; Eurotiales; Aspergillaceae
Exons: 1
Coding region: 307-678 (123 amino acids)
Source: RefSeq, a predicted model, not a curated record